UUUUUGCUUUUCUGUGAGUUCAAAGCGUGUUUCUCUGUAAAAAUUUGCUGGUAACGUUACAUUUGCAAUAAACCUGAUGAACUCAUAAAACAUGAUCCAUACCAGUAAACCUAAAAUGCUACCUACACAUUGAUGCAUGACUGAGUAAUUAUAAUCUAAAUAUCUAAUAUCAUAUAUAACAGUGUACGUUUUCUGCAUUAUGUGACAAGUAAUGCAUUACUUUUUACUGGUAAUUAUGUGUUUUUAUAUUGCAGUAUUGCUUCUUUUACUCAAGGAUCUGAAUGCUUCCUCCACACAUCAAUAAAUACAUAUUUAAAUUAAAUAAAUAAAUGUAUUUCUCACAUAACCCGGUGUCUAACCAUACAGAUAAUUGUCUUUUGUGUUGAGGCUUUUAGCCAACAUUAGUUGAUACGGUGGUGUAUGGAAAUUUGUUUGUAGUGCCCACAUCACUGCCAAAUUGCAUUUUAGAAACAAAAUAGCAACAUAUAUUUUAGAAACAAUAAUGUCCCAGUCACUUGUUUUAUUUGUGCAUUUUUUUUCUUGUCUGUCUCUCCGUCCCCUUCUCCUUUCUGAUUGUCACCUGCCUGUUUUCCCUGUUUACCCACUUCCUCUCUGCACCUCUGUUUGACCUCCCUAUAGUGUAUCUGUGCUUGAACGUCGUCAUGACUGACUUUGAGGGACAGGAGGAGCAGCUGCCCUACCCGACCCUGGCCCCUGUAAUUUUCCACUGCUUAAAACAGACCACAAGACUCCGUAACUGGUGUCUGCAAGUGGCCUAUAGCCCAUGGUUGGAUUAUUUGUCUGUAGCGAUGAUCCUCUUCAGCUGUGUGAAUAUGCCCGGUGACAUGAAGAGCACCGUGCAAGAGAUAGUGGAUGCCUUGAUCUUUGUCUACUUUGUUGUGGAAAUGCUCAUCAAGAUGAUGGCCCUGGGAGUCUUUGGCUAUAAAGGGAGUUACUUUAGCAACAACUGGUACAAGCUGGACUUCAUCAUCAACUGUGGAGAGAUGUUGGAUUAUAUUUUUGAAACCUUCUUGCAAUUCUGUCAAGUGCUCUCUCCGUUGCGACUCAUCAGCAGAGUACCAAGUAAGUCGACAUUUCAACAUUUUGCAUUGGUCCUCAAAACUUAUUUUUCAGUGUUUCCAAACGUACUACCUACAGUAAGUGCAAUAUGUAGUCAUUUUAAUAUUGAUAAUUAUAUGUAUAAUUCCCUCGAAGCACUGGCAGACACAAGUGGUUUUCUUGCUACGGGUUUAUUUGAAGCUUCUUCUCCAAAUCCACCGUGAAAACUCGUUGGCUGCAUGCUGUACACAAGGGAAUUGAGGUUUCCUUAGAUCGCUGACAUCCGCUUUAACAAUCUUAAAACUUUAUCGGAGCAUUAAAUUGCUGCUUCGCUUGCUGUUAGCUCGCCGACUCUCAC
Sander lucioperca (pikeperch) is the source of this 1417-nucleotide messenger RNA. RefSeq names its product voltage-dependent T-type calcium channel subunit alpha-1H-like. The record is from RefSeq and is a predicted model, not a curated record. The coding region runs from base 663 to 1283 and encodes 206 amino acids. Gene Ontology annotation, cellular component: voltage-gated calcium channel complex; membrane. The transcript has 4 exons. Gene Ontology annotation, biological process: calcium ion import across plasma membrane. Lineage: Eukaryota; Metazoa; Chordata; Actinopteri; Perciformes; Percidae. Gene Ontology annotation, molecular function: high voltage-gated calcium channel activity.